Messenger RNA from Aspergillus mulundensis, 4884 nucleotides. RefSeq names its product putative lysine-specific histone demethylase Aof2 (gene aof2). Gene Ontology annotation, molecular function: protein binding; oxidoreductase activity. The record is from RefSeq and is a predicted model, not a curated record. The transcript has a single exon. Bases 1 to 4884 code for a protein of 1627 amino acids. Lineage: Eukaryota; Fungi; Ascomycota; Eurotiomycetes; Eurotiales; Aspergillaceae.
AUGGAAGCUCCUCCUGUCCUGGCGGUACGCGCCGCAGGAAGCUUCUCCUCUCAGACAGAGACAAUCCGUCCAUAUAUUCCUUCGAGCGUUGUCGUUCACAGUAGCGAGCCUCCUGCGAAACAACCUCAACAACCUCAACAGCCGACUGGAGUGCAACCGCAACAUGGGGCAACAAACUCAUCUUCGACCCAGAACGAUGCCGCUGGCACCGGCACCGGCACCGGCACGCUGGGAUCUAGUACCAUUUCUAAUGGGAUUGAUUCUGCAACCCCAAAUCUUGACUACAUGACGUUCGAUCUGACAUCAGACACGGGCGGUAACACGCCGAAUGAUUCUACCUCUACUUCUUUUCCGUCUGCAUCCAGCAAUGGAAAGUCCAGCACGCCGUCAACGGUCGUAAAUUUCACGUCGUCCGCUACAUCUUUGAGCUCUGCUACAUCUUUAGCGUCUACGAGAGCCGAUACGCCAGACCAAACCAAGUUUCGCCCUCGUUCUUCCAUUCCGUCACGCCUUCCGACCGCAGUGUAUGCCCAGCAGUGUGUAGCGGCAGCAUAUGCGUCGAGGCUCAAUCCCUACGCCCUUCACCACAAGGAGCAAGAAGCGUUGCAGGACUAUUUGUGCCACCUUCAUGUCACCGUCUACCUCAACAUCCGCAACGGGAUUCUCCGACUUUGGACCUGCAAUCCCAUGCUUAGUGUGAGCAGGGAAGAGGCUUUGGGGUGUGCCAAAGACUACCGUUGGAUGAACCUUGCUUCCUUUGCCUAUGAAUGGCUUGUACGGAACGGGUACAUCAACUUCGGUUGUCUCCAGAUCCCCGAGACUCCGGUGCCCCCGAAAAUGGGUCGCUGGAGUGAAAGUCCUGUGAUUGUUGUCAUUGGGGCAGGGAUGGCGGGCUUGGGAUGUGCCCGGCAGCUGGAAGGAUUCUUCAAACACUACCACGACAAGUCCACAUCUCCGCGUGUUGUUGUGCUUGAGGGUAGGCGAAGGAUCGGCGGGCGGAUAUACUCACAUCCUUUACAAAGCAAGUCGUCCACAUUGCCACCGGGAUUUACUCCAAAAGUCGAGAUGGGUGCCCAAAUCGUUGUCGGGUUCGACCGCGGGAACCCGUUAGAUCAGAUCAUCCGAGGCCAACUGGCUCUUCCUUACCACAUGUUGCGUGACAUUUCUACAAUUUACGAUAUAGAUGGGACUCCGGUGGACGAAGUGCGGGACGCAACAGCAGAAAGACUCUACAAUGAAGUGCUUGAUCGCUCUGGCGAUUACAGGUACAAGUCGGUGAUAGUACCUACGGCGCAGGGCGAGCGCGAUUAUAUCGACUCAGGGCGUGACAUGACGGCAAGCGAUGGUGUGACUGUGAGGCAGUAUGAGGAGGCGCGAAGGGCAGGUACCAUUGGCCUGUUGUUUCCGGCGAAACGCAUUCGCCGCGGUGUAGGUCACAAAACUGCUGAUCUUAAAACUGCGGCUGUUCCAUUAGCGGACGAUGAUGAGGCGGAAGAGAACGCAGCUAUUCUUGCAUGCGAAGCUAUGGGAUGGAAGCUCAAACAUGGGAACUCAGCAGAUCCGAGGUUGGAUCUAGGCCCCAUUGCUAAGGCGUCGAAGUUUCAGACAUUGGGUAAAACGAUGGAUGAGGGUGUCCGUCAAUACCAACGCAUGCUACCAUUGACUCCCAAGGACUUGCGGUUGAUGAACUGGCACUUUGCGAACCUCGAAUACGCGAACGCUACCAACAUCAACAACCUCAGCCUUUCCGGGUGGGACCAGGAUAUGGGAAACGAGUUUGAAGGAGAGCAUUCCCAGGUCAUUGGAGGAUACCAACGGGUUCCUUACGGGCUAUGGUCCUAUCCCACGAAACUCGAUGUUCGAACAAACAAGAAUGUUUCUCGCAUUACCUACGACUUUCACGGCUCAAACAAGCACAAAACGGUCGUACAUUGCGAAGACGGCGACUCCAUUGCGGCCGAUAUGGUGGUUUACACUGGGUCUCUUGGAACUCUGCAACACCGAAACGUCCAAUUCUCCCCACCUCUUCCUGAGUGGAAAUGGGGAGCUGUUGACCGUCUUGGUUUUGGGGUGAUGAACAAGGUUAUAUUGGUUUUCGACAAGCCCUUUUGGGAUGCUGAAAGAGACAUGUUUGGCCUCUUACGCGAACCGACAAACAAAGAUAGCAUGGUUCAAGAGGACUACGCUGCCAACCGGGGCCGCUUCUACCUGUUCUGGAACUGUAUGAAGACCGCAGGACUUCCAGUCUUGAUAGGUCUCAUGGCCGGCGAUGCCGCUCACCAGGCCGAGCGCACGCCUGAUGCUGAAAUCAUUGCUGAAGUCAUGAGCCAGCUACGUAACGUCUUCAAGCAAACGGCUGUUCCAGAUCCUGUAGAAACAAUCAUCACUCGCUGGGCUAGCGACAAGUUCACUAGAGGCACCUACUCCUAUGUUGCAGCGGAGGCACUUCCAGGUGACUACGAUCUCAUGGCUAAACCAGUCGGCAACCUCUACUUCGCUGGCGAAGCCACCUGCGGCACCCAUCCAGCAACCGUCCACGGCGCAUACAUCUCAGGGCUCCGAGCCGCAUCCGAAAUUAUCGACUCAAUCCUAGGCCCAAUAUCAGUCCCUAUCCCUCUCGUCCCAGAAAAGGGCAAAACCACAAACUCAGCCAAUUCCAAUGGAACUCCAAUCACCACCCCGCACAUCCCACUUGACACAGAAGUCAACACUCCAGAAAUCCCACCUCAGCAACAAACCCGCCCCACAACUUCAGCUACCAACUCAUUCGCUUCCAUCUGCCGAGACGCCUACGAACAAGCCGAGAGCGCAGCCGUCAUAGCUCAAACCGGCAAACCCAUCGACCGCCCCAACCGUGUCGGCAUAAACCCCUUCAUCCUUUACCAGAAGGACUGGGCGCAAAAAGCCCGCGACGACUGCGACGCCGAGCACCAAGCCAAAACAAAUGACCCCAAUGCAAAGGCGCCUCGGGAUACGGUCCGCGCCGUGCUAGGCCAGAUGUGGCGGCAGGCGCCGGAGGACGUGAAGCGUCCGUAUCUCGAGCAGGCGGAGGUGAAUCGGCAGACGAGCGCGGAGAUCGCGGACAAGUGGAGGAGGGAUAAUGCGGAGUGGGAGAGGAAGAACGCGACUGCGAGGAAACGCUGGCGUCAGGAGAAUCCGUUUGAUCAGUGGGUUGCGGCGCACUUUGGCGAGCCGCCGAGGAAGAAGGUUGACUCGACGAAUAAGGAGUUUGUUUCGGUAGCUACUCCUGCUACUACGUCUACUCCCGCUACUGCUACUGCUCCUGUUCCUCAUCAGCCUGCGGUGUCAUCAGGUUUGGCUGGGAUGUCUACUCCUGCUACUCCUCUUCCUCAGUCCGGGACAUCGUCUGGGCCAGCUGGAAUAUCUAGUAAUCCUGUUUCUGUCCAGCCUGGGGCAUCUUCUGGAUUAGCUGGGGCAUCUACUCGUAUUCCUGCUGCUGCUACCCCUUCGGCUCCUCGUCCGUCAGGGCCGCCAUCUGGAUUAGCGGGGACCAGCGCGCAGAAUACGAACACUUCUUCGAAUUCGAAUAGAAUUGCAACCACAACCCGAACCCCCAAUACGAAUGCGAAUUCGAAUGUUCCUACUUCAAGGACAAGCCUCGCAGCACCAAUGCCGUCCACUAACCCGCUGAAAGCGAACGGGUACAUGAGCGCGAAUCCAAACAAGAAUUGGAAUCCAAACGUCCCUCGGCCGUGGAUGGGCUCGGCAGCACGAAUGCCCUCCGCUAGUACGCAGACCAUGAACGGGUUGAGGAAUACAAAUGCGAAUGCGAAUGCAAACGCAAAUCCAAACGCCCGUCCGAAUCCGACUCCGACUCUGACUCCGAAUACGAGCUCGAAUGUCGCUACAUCAAGGACUGGUCUGGCAGCACCGGCGCCCUCUGCUAACACACAGAACGGGAUUAAGAAUUCGUUCCCGAAUCUGAAUUCGAGUGUCCGACCGCCAGGGACGCUUGGGGCACCCAUUCGCCCUGCUAACGCGCAGAAUACGAGCGGGUAUCGGAGUGCAAAUACGUUCACGACGUCGAAUAGCCCUAGACCGGGGACAGGCCUCAAAUCACCAAUGCCCUCUUCUAGCACGCAAAAUGCGAACGGGUUCAAUAAAAAUGCGGCUCCGUCUCCAAAUCCACGUGCGAAUUCGAAUGCCCCGGGGACAGCGAUAAGUCGCUCGCCAUCAAUGCCUUCUGCUAGUACGCAUAGUGCGAACGGGUUCAAUAGGAAUCCGAACUCGAGCCCAAAUCCAAAUGCGAAAACCGCUUCUGCGGGGAUAGGCCGGUCACCAUCGAUGCCCUCCGUUAGCACACAGAAUACGAACGGGUCCAAUAAGAAUGCACGUCCCGGCCCAAGUUCAUAUGCGCAUAUUCCGGGGGCAGGAAUAGGCCGUUCGACAUCAAUGCCCUCAGCCAGCACGCAGAACGCGAACGGGUACAAUAAAAAUACGAAUGCGAACCCUAGCCCGAACCCAGCUGCGAAUGGGCCUUCUUCUGGCAUAGUCCGCUCACCGUCAAUGCCCUCAGCCAACACGCAGAACGUGAGUCUGUGUCGAGAUGGGUGUAGACAUGCAAAUCCCGGGAGUCCGAAUCAAAAGCCGGAUGCUCCCGACCCAGAAUCCCGUCGUGCAGCACCCUCGCCCUCUGCCAGCACACAACUCACGAACGAGCUCAACAAGACGAUCCCGAAUUCGAGUUCGACUUCGAAUCUGAAUGGGAAUGGCAAUCUCAAUGGACCUAGAUCAGGGACGGCCCGUGCACCGACAAUCUCAACGCCAGCGCCGAUGUCGGUGCCGAAUAUGUUCUCCUCUUCCACGGGUGCCCGACCUCGAACGAAUAGGUGGUGGUCGCCGUCGUAUCUGGGUGGGCCAUAA